GUGGUACACUAACAAAAAUUAAAAGACAUAUCUCUAGUGUAAAUGCUAAAAAAAUUACGCUGACACAUUCAAUCUUUGUCAGCAUUGCAGCAACAAAUCAUCAACAAAUGUAUUUAUAUACUAAAAUAUUUUAGGUAAUAAAGGGUUAAUUUAUAGUAACAUAAAAAUGUAUUCCAAACAUAAGGUGAAGUACAGUAUACAGGGUAUCCAAGACAUGGCAACCUUCGAGAAGACGUAGAAUGAAUUGAGGUGAACAAAAAAUCCUGUAUCAUCUGUGUUAAUAACACGCAAAAUGUUCGAGUCUGGACACCUCAUAUACUUCCACUUGUAAAAGAAACAUUAUCAAAAUGUUGAAAAAUUAAAAUAUUGAAAAGUAAUUUUGAUUCGAAUGAUUUUGUUCCAUUAAAUGUAAUUGCUCCAUUAUCGACAUGUUCGAAAGGUGAAAUAUUGGUGAAAAUUUAUUGGAGUUCCCCGUCUUUCAAAUGUUACUGAAGAAGAUUAAUGUUCAAGAACAUCAAGCUAACUAAAUAUAUAAAAAACGAUGUAACAGUGAAAUAAAAAUAAAAAAAUGAAUAAUUUCAUUGAUUACUUUUAAUUAGAGAUUGAUAAAAUAUAGGCAAAGUCAAAAUAAUAAAAAUAUAAUUGAUAUUUUUGAAGAAAGAUUAAUAAAGAACUAAUAUUAUUAAUUUAAUAAUUGUUUUUUUAAUAAAUCAACCUUUAAUUGUGCCUCUUCUUUUUGCAACUUUAAAAUAUCUAUUUCAAUUUGAUUUUUUUGUUGUAUAUGGGUUGCCUUAAUUUCCUCCAUUUCUAUCUGCUUGUUCACCAAUUCUAUUUUUUUAUCAGCAAGCACUUCAAAUCUAGCACUAGUUGCAGAUUUACUUGCUUUAUGAGACAAAGAUGGUCGUCUUCUACUGCUCCAUAAAUUGUUGCCUAAAAUAUAUAUAUAUAUAUAUAUAUAUAUAUUUAUUUAUUUAUUAAUUAUAUUUCUUUUUCAUAUUUCUAGUAUUUACCAUUAACUGAUUUUUCAUUGAAAUUAUUUUGUUCAUGUAUUAUGAUGGAUGGGCUAGCUGAUGUCUUUUCAGUCUCAAAGUGUUCCUCAUUGCUACUCGGAUUUGCAUUUUCAGAGAUAAUAAGUGCUUCAUGGACUGGUGUCUUUAACAUUUGAGAAAUGGAGUUACUCUAAUUUACCUCCACAAUAUCAUCUCCUGAACAUGUUGUUGGUAGAACAGUAGUAGUUUCAUCCGGUAAAUCAAUUCCAACAAUUCCUAAUAUUUCAAAAGAAUUCAAUAAGAAUAGAAUUUAUAUGUAAAAGCUAAUUUAUAGAUUAAUGGUAGCAAUAAUAAUUAUUGUAAUUGCGUUAACCACAGUUUAAUGUAACAAUUAUUUCUAGAGUUAUGGCAAAGAUAAUAACAAACUUUAGCGCUAAUUUGUAAUCAUAUAUAAUUUUUUUAAUUAUUUAUAUCCACAUUGUAGUGAUUAAUUAAAUAUAUUAUAAAUCAUUUUUUAUAUGUAACAAUUGAUUUACCAGCCAAACCAUCAGAAUCGAACGUGUUUGUCAAUCCUUCAACACUGACUUCAAUUGUUUUUAAUAAUUCGUUCUCCUCUUCUGUGUUUGCAGCAGGUGGAGAUAUAUAUUGUCCUCCACCUGUGCCUCUUGCAUAAGCCUUGUUUUUUGCUCGUUCUUUUCUCAAGUCUCGUUUUAUUGCUUCGUAUUUGAAUUUUAAUUGUUUUGCAGUUCGAAUCUGUUAAAAAAAUAUUUCUUUUACCGAUUUGUAUAUUGCAUUAUAUAUACUUGUAUAUUAAUAUAAAUUAUGCGAACUUGUACUUACUGUGCCUGUUGUGGAACUAUUAAAUAAAUUUUCUAUUUUUUUCCAUGUCUCAUCUUUUUGUCUCCACGUGCAACCAUCAGUUUUUUUUGCUUUCAAUUAUAUUUUUGUGUUCGUUGCUUAAUCUUAAUAAUAACUGCUUAUCGCAAGCACUAAAAUUUGGACCCCUUUUAUCUUUUUUAUCCAUUAUAACACAUUCAGUUUCACUGUCACAAAGUGCUUGAUUUCAUUUGUAGGUUAUGUAUAUCACUAAAGUUCGAGCGAUAUAAAAUAACCAAUCGGGAACGCACAAUUUUCUAUCCGUUGGUACCACGUCAAAACGAGAGUAACUUACAAUUACUUAACUAACAGUCGACAAUGUAGUGGAUAAACGGAUAGGUGGAUGACUAAAACACUGGCUGCAUUCAGUAGACUCAACAGUUGAGACAUCUGUUUCCGAUGGAUCGAACUCCGCUAUGAAUUUUCUACUGAAUUCGUUUGUGAUAUCGCUACUAGUAAAGAUGGCUACUUCUAAUGUUUUACUUUAAAAUAAAAGCGAAUAAGGUUAAGUUUGACAGAGUAGUUUGACAGUAAAAUUAAAUUUGAAAUACCUACGAAUAAAAUGAAAUCAUUGGCAUUAUUAUUACUUGCGAUGGAUGACGGAAUAACCAUGCAUAAUUUUGAAAAUAUUAUAUUAUCUUUAAUAAAACCUAAUAAUAAUUUUAAUUUUAAUAGACGUUUAAUUCGUGCCCGAAUAAAACGUCGUAAUAAAAAUUAUUAUGAGAAAAUAAUUCCUAGGUUUACGCACGAUCAGUUUAAGGAAAUGUUCAGAAUGGAUAGAAUAACUUGUGAAGUAAGUAACAAUGUACAUGAAAUAAUUAAUGAGUUGGCGAAGUUUGAAUAAUUUAAUAUCAUAUAUGAGUUUACAUAUAUGCUUAAUUUCAUAGAGCAUAACUCAUACAGCGUAGAAGGUUUGAGAAAGCUUUUAGAAGUUUUGAGAAAGGUUUCUAAAACAUUUCAACUUUCUUAAACCUUCUGUUCUGUAUGGUAAUUGUAUACUUCAAAUGAAUAAUUAAUCAAUUAUAUACUUUUAUGUUUAUUUAACAAUAGAAUUUAUUAAAUGUCAUUGCACAACAUCUUGCAAGACAUGCAAAUGAGUACGCACCACUUCGAAAAAAAGUAUUACUCACAAUAUAGUUAUUGAGCAGACCAGUAAGUUUUCUAGCAGCAGGAGAUAGAUUUAAUAUACCAACAAGUUCAGCAUAUCAUAUUUUUAAAGAAAUUGUUGAUGUACUUGUCGACUUGAUGCCAGAGUAUAUACAAUGGCCAAAUCAUGUUUACAAAACCACAUGUAUAGAUGUAUUCGAGGAGAGAUCAUAUGGAUUUCCAGGAGUCAUCGGAGCAAUUGACGGAUGUCAUAUUCCUUGUAAACAACCAAAAGAUAAUGCGCAUGACUACUACAACAGGAAGGGUUUCCAUUCCAUUAUAUUACAAGGAAUUUGUGAUCAUCGUAGAAAGUUUAUUGAUUGCUUCAUUGGCUUACCUGGAAGAAUUGAUACGGAACAUCUUGACAAUGACAUUGAGUUUGUUGAAGGUAGUGUAGAAUCUUGUGAUGCACAGGUCUUGCAGCAAUGA
Messenger RNA from Odontomachus brunneus, 3440 nucleotides. RefSeq names its product putative nuclease HARBI1. Bases 3111 to 3440 code for a protein of 109 amino acids. NCBI's taxonomy places the organism in Eukaryota, Metazoa, Arthropoda, Insecta, Hymenoptera, Formicidae. The record is from RefSeq and is a predicted model, not a curated record. The transcript is spliced from 5 exons.